AUGACUCGCCACAUCCCCUUUAUUCUCUCCUUUGGGACCGUCUCGAGUUCCAGAAGUCCCAUUUCAGACCCAUCCCAUUCUCGCCGUUAUGGGAGCCGCUCACUGACUCUGGCGCACACACAGUCCGCGAUUGUCGAGCUAUCCCCAUCCAUUUGCGGCACGCUGAUGCGCGCACAACCACACUCCGCCUCAGCGGUGCACCAUCACGGCACCCAAGACACCAUCGUCUACGCGGUGAGUGGCUACGGCUCCCUUGUAUCGUCGUCUGGCAAGGGCAAAGAUGGUCCGUUUGGAGAUGUCAGGCAAGAUCUCAAGCCGGGAGACUGGGCCCUGAUCCCGGCAUACAGGGAACAUCAGGAGGUCAACGACGGCAACGAAGAAGUUGUCUGGGUCAUUGUCAGGGCGCCGGAAGGAGUUCCUGUCGUCGAGAACUUGAAGGGCUGGGGUGGAAGCUUGGAGACCUAG
Messenger RNA from Fonsecaea monophora, 465 nucleotides. RefSeq lists its product as hypothetical. Lineage: Eukaryota; Fungi; Ascomycota; Eurotiomycetes; Chaetothyriales; Herpotrichiellaceae. The transcript has a single exon. Bases 1 to 465 code for a protein of 154 amino acids. The record is from RefSeq and is a predicted model, not a curated record.